AUGCAUCUACCGACCUUUCCAAAGGUUUACAAUGUGUAUUUCGUCGCCGUCAUUGCGACGGUUGGAGGCAUGUUGUUUGGUUUCGAUAUUUCGUCUAUGUCUGCUAUCAUCGGUACGAAUCAAUACAUCGACUUUUUCGACAACCCUCAUGGCGUUCGUCAGGGAGCCAUCAACUCUGCCCUGGCAGCUGGCUCAGUGGUUGGCUCCAUUAUGGCUGGCCCAAUUUCUGACAAAAUAGGCCGCAGAGAUUCAAUCAUGUUUGCUUGUAUCUGGUGGCUCGUGGGAACUGCAAUCCAAGCGGGGGUGUCAGGAUUCGGUACACUCAUGGCCGGCCGUGUGAUAAACGGAGUUUGCGUUGGAAUUACUUCAUCCCAGGUGCCAGUUUAUCUUGCUGAAAUCAGUAAGAAGGAAAAGCGUGGCUCAAUUAUCGUUAUCCAGCAACUUGCCAUCGAAUGGGGUAUCUUCAUUAUGUUCUUUGUCGGAUAUGGCUGUUCGUUCAUCAAGGGUCCGGCCUCCUUUCGCCUGGCAUGGGGGUUGCAAUUUGUACCGUGCGUCUUCUUGAUGAUGGGUCUCCCUUUUCUUCCCAGAUCGCCUCGUUGGUUGGCAAAGGUGGACCGCGCCGAAGAAGCCAUCACAACGCUGGCUAGGAUCCAGGCAAAUGGCAAUGUCGAUGAUCCCCUUGUGGUCGCUGAAUGGGAGGAAAUCACAACUGUGUUAGCCGCAGAGCGUGCGGCAGCCCCAGGCUGGCGCAAGUUUUUCUACAAUGGCAUGUGGCGUCGUACCAUGGCAGGAUUCACUGUUCAAGCCUGGCAACAGUUAAGUGGUGCAAAUGUCAUGACCUAUUAUGUGGUCUAUGUCUUCCAGAUGGCUAGUCUCUCUGGCAAUAUUCUCCUAGUAUCAUCGGGAAUCCAGUACGCCUUAUUCAUCGUCUUCACGUCCAUUAUCUUCUUCUAUAUCGACAAGACUAGCCGACGUAAUCUUUUGAUAUACGGAGCACUGGGUAUGGCAGUAUGCCACUUCGUUGUGGGCGGUGUUCUAUCAUCAGGCGAAUACGUCCCUGGUGGUGUAGACGGAAACCUCAACGUCUUGACCCGGGUGCGAGGCUCAAAGGCACACACCGUGAUUGCAUUUUCAUAUCUCCUGAUAAUUGUGUACGCUUUGAGCCUGGCGCCCGUCGCGUGGGUGUAUGCAGCCGAGGUGUGGUCGUUGGAAACCCGAGCUGCAGGCAUGUCAGUGUCUGCCACUGGAAACUGGCUGUUUAACUUUGCAUUGGGACUUUUCGUCCCUCCCGGCUUCGCUAAUAUAAGAUGGAAGCUGUUUAUCGUCUUUGGCGUUCUUUGCGUGGGAGCCGCUGCACAAGUUUUUCUCACAUACCCCGAAACCUGCGGAAAGACUCUGGAAGAAGUCGAAGAGAUGUUCAGCGACGGCGGCCCGAAGCCAUGGAACACAAAGCCCGGAAAUUCCAAGCUGGAUGGCCUGAUCGAGGAAGCUCGGGAGAAGAAGCUGCACGUGAAGGAUGUCGGGUUGGUUGCCGAGGAUACCACCGUAAAGGGGGACGAAGCCGUGGUUUCAAGUAAGACGGAAGUUUAG
Messenger RNA from Aspergillus wentii DTO 134E9, 1590 nucleotides. Its product is annotated as sugar porter family MFS transporter. Gene Ontology annotation, molecular function: carbohydrate:proton symporter activity. NCBI's taxonomy places the organism in Eukaryota, Fungi, Ascomycota, Eurotiomycetes, Eurotiales, Aspergillaceae. Bases 1 to 1590 code for a protein of 529 amino acids. The transcript has 4 exons. Gene Ontology annotation, cellular component: membrane. The record is from RefSeq and is a predicted model, not a curated record. Gene Ontology annotation, biological process: transmembrane transport; carbohydrate transport.